Cucumis melo (muskmelon) is the source of this 865-nucleotide messenger RNA. Its product is annotated as protein translation factor SUI1 homolog. Gene Ontology annotation, biological process: translational initiation. The transcript has 4 exons. Bases 233 to 592 code for a protein of 119 amino acids. The record is from RefSeq and is a predicted model, not a curated record. NCBI's taxonomy places the organism in Eukaryota, Viridiplantae, Streptophyta, Magnoliopsida, Cucurbitales, Cucurbitaceae. Gene Ontology annotation, molecular function: translation initiation factor activity; RNA binding.
UCAUCUGGACCGUGAAAAGAAAAUCCAAAACCGACUAAUAUCGAUAUAAUAGAGGUUUGUGUGGCUUGCAAAAUUUCUCUCACACAUAUAACCUUCCUUUUGACUUCGAUCCUUUGAUUUUACGUCUCUUCUUCUUCGGAUUCACACCUUUUUCUCCUGUUUUGAGCAGCUGAAUUUAAGAGCUCAUAGCUUUUGCUGGUUACCUGUGUUCUACUCCGGACAGCCAAGUUUCAUGUCUGAAUUCAACGUGCAGAUUCCAUCUGCUUUUGACCCAUUUGCUGAUGCAAAUGCUGAGGACUCGGGAGCCGGAGCAAAAGAGUAUGUUCAUGUCCGCAUACAGCAACGCAACGGGAGAAAAAGUCUGACAACUGUUCAAGGAUUGAAGAAGGAAUUUAGUUAUAACAAGAUUCUUAAGGACCUGAAGAAGGAAUUUUGCUGUAAUGGCACAGUUGUGCAAGAUCCUGAGCUAGGCCAGGUUAUACAACUUCAGGGAGACCAAAGAAAGAAUGUGUCUACAUUCCUUGUGCAGGUAAUGGUUGACUAUAGAUUGGUAUUUUGCAAAACUGAAUAUUUGUUCGGUCAUCGGUUUUGAUAAUAUGCUCCUCUUUUUCUGCAUUGAUAGGCUGGUAUUGUGAAGAAGGAAAACAUCAAGAUUCACGGUUUCUAAAAACCAUCAAGUUUGUGUUUACAGCAGCUUAUAACUGAUAGUAGUGGAUAUAAUAUAUAACUAUCUUUAGAACUUACGAGUGCAUGCUACAACUCUGGAUCAAUGUACGUUUGCUUUGCUUUGUUAUGCAGACCAAGUUAUGGAUUGGUGGACGUGGACCAUUUUAGUUAAUAAUAUGUUUCCUGCUUUCUUAUCUUA